Messenger RNA from Chiloscyllium plagiosum (whitespotted bambooshark), 5946 nucleotides. RefSeq names its product bridge-like lipid transfer protein family member 3B (gene bltp3b). The record is from RefSeq and is a predicted model, not a curated record. Lineage: Eukaryota; Metazoa; Chordata; Chondrichthyes; Orectolobiformes; Hemiscylliidae.
CUGCCCCGCUAGCCUCGUUCUGGUGGUCACAUUGCCGGGUAACAGUAAUGGACGCUCCGGACUGAGGCGGUGAGGGUGUCGGAGGGAGAGACCGCCUCCGCGACCAAAUCACCGCAGUAUCCGUCAUGAAAGAGGCUCGUUAGUUCCUUCUUCGGAGAAAAGGUGUAAGCGAUGGCGGGACUCAUCAAGAAGCAGAUCCUGAAGCAUUUGUCCAGGUUCACCAAGAAUCUGUCACCAGAUAAAAUUAAUUUGAGUACUCUGAAAGGUGAAGGUCAGCUGACCAACUUGGAGCUUGAUGAAGAAGUAUUGCAAAACAUGCUGGACCUGCCCACCUGGUUGGCCAUCACCAGAGUGUUCUGCAACAAAGCUGCAAUUCGGAUACACUGGACUAAAUUAAAGACUCAUCCUAUAUGCCUGUAUUUAGACAAGGUAGAAAUGGAAAUGAGAACUUGUGAGGAGCCUCGGCCUCCUAAUGGACCGUCUCCUAUAGCAACAGCUUCAGGUCAAAGUGAGUAUGGCUUUGCUGAAAAAGUUGUAGAAGGCAUCUCUCUUUCUGUGAGUUCCAUCGUUAUCAAAAUCAAAGCAAAAGCUUUCAAUGCAUCUUUUGAAUUGUCUCAGCUACAAAUACACAGUGUAAAUACAAGCUGGCAGCAAAGUGACCUUCGCUUUACCCGAAUUCAAGAUCCUCAGCGUGGGGAGGUCCUGACAUUUAAGGAGAUAACUUGGCAGAUGAUCCGAAUAGAGGCAGAUGCCAUCCAGAGCAAUGAACAUGAUAUCCUGAGUGCGCCAGUGAGGCUCAUCACAAACCAAUCCAGGAUGAAAGUCAGCUUAAAGCGAAGGCUAAAGGAUUGUAAUGUGGUGGCAUCAAAGCUGGUACUUAUUUUGGAUGAUUUGUUGUGGGUUUUGACUGAUUCUCAGUUGAAGGCAAUGGCACAGUAUUCUAAAUCUUUGAGUGAAGCCAUAGAAAAGUCUGCACAGCAAAGGAAGAGUAUGGCUUCUGAACCAACGCAGAGUACAACUCCGGUUCCUGUUUCCCAACAAGUUAGAACGACACAGGCUACAGCAGCAGCUGAUCAGAAUGAUGCUCUUGCCAAACUCUUCAAUGCCUUUGAUGUCAAGGAAACGUCUCACCAUUUAAUUAUUUCUCAUUUGGAUCUGCACAUCUGUGAUGACAUUUAUGUGAAGGAGAAAGGAUUUCCAAAACAAAUCACAGGUGGAGCCAUGCAGUUGUCUUUUACGCAGAUUACAGUGGAUUAUUAUCCUUAUCACAGAGCAGGAGACAGCUGCCAGCAUUGGAUGUAUUAUAAUGAAUCAACAAAAACGAGAUCAAUGUGGGCAAAGGAGUUACUGAACGAAUUCAAAUCCAAUGUUGAAAUGCUAAAACAAGCAGUGAAGGAUUACACGAAAACAAAACCUCCUUCACCUCCGCAGAUAUUAAUAGAGACCACUCUCAAACAAAAACCUGUAACAACAGGUAAAGAACAAAUGUCAAAAGGAGCCAGUCUUGCAACUACUCCACCUUCAACUAAUCAACAGCCAAAGACAAAAUUGUUGUCCAGUUGUUUUGUAUUCAGAGUGGAAGAUUUAAAUAUUUAUCAGGUUUCUACAGCUGAUCAGCGUCGAGAUUCCCCUAAAGCUAUGAUCUGCUGCAAUAAGAAGUCUUUAUAUCUUCCAUCAGAGAUGGCAGCUAUUCAUAUUGAAUUCACUGAAUAUUAUUUUCCAGAUGGGAAAGAUUUUCCUACGAUAUGGAAUGUGUUGUUCAGGUUGGACAAGAACCAAAAUCAGAAUUCUGUCCUAGAUCUCCUUUCCUGUACAGUUCCUUGUCCUAACCUUUAUGUACAGAUGAAUGCACUACAGUUCACUCUUGAUGCAAGGAGCAUGUUGUGGUUGAAUCAGUUUAUGCUAGAUCUGCGGCAGAGUCUGGAACAGUUUACAGCCAUCUAUAAACUUGAUAUUGCGAAAGAAGAUGAACAUAUUGAUAUACGAAUUGAUGGACUAAUGCUCAAAUUUAUUAUUCCAACUGAUAAGAGACCCGAUGACCAUCAAGACCAUCCGCAAUCAAUUUCUGUUCAGACAGCAGAGGUGUUAGCUACAAAUACAAGGCACUCAUCAAAUUGUACACGAAGUGACUUGGAAGCCAUAAUACAGGAGUUCAAAGAUGAGAAGUUUUUUAGCAAAACGUUCACAAGCUUUCCCAAAACAGUAGAAAGUUUCAAUGUUUUACAUCCUGUAUUUCAAAGACAUGCCCAUGAGCAGGAUACUAAGUUGCAUGAUGUUUACAAGGGCUUAGCUAUUCCAAAGUUGACUACAAAUGCAUUGAAAACUUUUGCUGCAACAGAUCUGUGGGCCAUACACUUUUCUCAGUUUUGGAUCGAUUAUGAAGGAAUGCAGAGUGGCAAAGGAAGACCUGUAGGGUUUGUGGAUUCUUUCCCUCUUUCUGUUUGGGUUUGUCAACCCAACAGAUUUGCAAAAUCUCAAGAACCUUUUCUGUCAUCCAGUCAACCUGCCUCUCAAAUACCCAAGAGUGAAUCCAGCGACUUGAGUAUUCGUUUACAACGCAAAAAACUCUUGAGGGAUUACUAUAGUACAGAAUCUGAACCGUUCACUAAUGGACUGGGAAGAUCAAAUUCUUUAGAUGGUGUUGCUGGAUCCUUGAAGUUCUUGCAGCCUUCGGAUGCAGAUAUACAUGUUCUUGUACACACUCAAAAGCACGUGAGCAUGCAGGUUAAUCAUCAUCAAUAUUGCUUCAUGCUUCGCCUUCAAAAUUCAAUUAAACAGCUUCAAGAGCAAUUUCAGAAGAAUAUAGAGGAGGUGACUGGAAAGCCGAUGGAGCAAGCAAAAAUUUGUAUUGGGUUCUUGAUUAGAAGUGCUGAAAUAGCUUUAAUGCUUCAUCCACUGCCUCAACCUGAGACUAAUAAGGCUCCAGCGGAAAACAGAAGUCCUACAGAAUCUGACCUUUCACCAUCUGAAAGCAGAGAAACUCUGGCAGCAGAGAAUGAAAUACCUAGUGAUGAUUCAGGGGCCGUCCAUCUCAGUCAAAAAAUACUUAAUGAAUCACAAAGUACUGAAACUGGAAGUAUAGAUAAAAGUGCUGUUGGGCCUAUGGACCCUCUGCUUUCGAAGUCGUACAGUGACUCAGCUUUGAUCAAAGGUAUACCAUUGCAGACCUCUUUCGAUCGUACUGGCCAUCAAUUCCCAGUAUUGUCGGAUGUCUCUACAGCUCAUUCAGAAGAUAAAAAUAAGCUCAGCGAAGUCACAAAGAUUUCAAAUGUUGAAGCUCUCAAUGUUUCUCAAAGCAUGGAGCCACUCGGUGUUUACACAGUAAAUAAAGAUGAAUGCAGUGUUCUUCCUUUGUCUAAGGAAAAUUGUCAAGAAGAAGUAUCAAGUACUUUGGAAAACAAAAGAAAUGAAGCCAUAGAUUCAUUAAAUGAUGUAAAAAAUGACCAAGAGAACCCCAUGCAAAACUUUGAUUACAGUAAAGAAACACCACCUACAGCAAAGCUGGUGUUACCUCAGUCGAUAUCAAGUGGAAAACUGAAGGAUCGUGCACAACCCUCUUUUACUAACUAUCCUGUAGUCCAUAAAAAUGUGAGGAGAAGCCCAUCUCAGAUUUCAUUGGACACGCUAUCAAUUGACAGCAGUCUACUGGAGGAACAGUUCUUAGAAAGUGAUGCAAAUGAAAGCUUCCUUUUGUUGGAAAGGGCUGCUUGCAUCGAUGAUGCUUCAGUCAUUAGUCUUAAAGAAGCUUCUAUUGAUCAGAGUCCAGCAGAGAGUGCUAAUGGUGCAUUUGGGUCUGAGGAUUGUGGAAGAAUGUCACCAGAUGUCUGCAGCGCUGCAUCUCAAAGUGUGGAAGAGUCUCCUGGAGAUUUGGUGUCGGUGAUGAUCUUCAAUUUGUUUGGUAUUAAUUGUGCGAUUGACGUGAAGGGUGAGGAUACAGCAGUGUGUCUCCAAGUAAACCAAGUCAUACCAAAGCAACUCGGAAAUGUUAAUAUUCGGCAGUACCUUAGCAACCGUAGCAUGGGUGCUGCCAGAAAUGUUGAACAUUUCCAGCACUUGCAGUUUUUGUUUCAGAUUUCCGAGCUAAGGUAAUUUGAAAAACUAUUUGCAAGGGCAUUGAAAAUAGGGUAAGCGUCUCAUUUGACCUCUGGAACACAGCACUCAUCAAAAGGAAUAAUGCUUUCUAUAGUUACCUAAAAUGUGUAGUUUGGUGUUUGUUGGUUGGCAAAAACGUGGUGAGUCGAAGGGCCUCUUUCUAUGCUGGAUGACUUUGGCUGUAAAGCACUUUGAGAUGUUAGAGUCAAUGUAGUAGUUUUAAAGUGUAGUCAUUGUUGUAAUGUAGAAAAGCAUUAAACAUGUUUAAUCCAUGGCACAAAGUCUGGCUCCAAUUAACAAUUUCACUUAGAGAAGCUAUAGUAAUAGCUGGUGUACAAAAUACUGUACCAUAACUGAGAGUUAGGAAUAUUAGCAUAACAAGAAGAACUUAAUCAAUUGUAUACUGUACUUAUCUGGAAAUGAUACCGACUUUGCCUGAAAAUGUAAGCAUUGUAGAAUUAUAUUGACCUAUAUCUGUACUGUAAAUUAAUUCAGCCCAACAAAUCCAUGCCAGUGUUUAUGAUCCUCGCAGUUGUCAUCUACCUUACCACAUUUCACCAAACCAACCUAUCCUUGAAUUCCUUUUUCCCCUUAUGUACUUAUCUGGCUAUUCCUUGAUUGCAUUUAUAUUUACUAACUGGCAAAAAUUGGUACAUUGUAUAUUGUAACCACAUUGGAAUAAAGUGCAUUUCUGAAUCUUUCUGAUUUUGAGUUAGAGCACAGAAUUCAGAAUUGUAGACUAAAACUCCUUUUGUAAGUUUCAUUUCAGUUCAUUAGAACUCAAUUUAGAGUUCAAGAAUUAAACAAAAGAUAAUUCUUCUUUUGCAAUGUUGUCAUAAAAACUGAUUUGGAGAUGCUGGUGUUGGACUGGGGUUACAAAGUUAAAAAUCACACAACACCAGGUCAUAGGUUAUGUGCCAACUACCUGAUGAUGAAGCAGAGCUCUGAAAGCUAGUGCUUCCAAUUAAACCUGUUGGGCUAUAACCUGGUGUUGUGUGAUUUUUAACAUCAUAAAAAUUGACUGUGCUGGCAAGGUCUACCCAUAACUUUUAUAGUACCCUUGCAUAUGUGAGCUGAAGAGCUGCCAGUGAGUGGAGGGUGUGCUGCUUAUAAUAUCAGCCUGUCAGUCUACAGUUUGGCAAUUAAAUUUUUGGAUAAGCUGUACAGAAUGAUUGAAACUUGUAACACCAGACAUGGGCAAAGCUGAAGACAAUGUAGGCAAACAUUUGAGAUUCGUCUUUGUCAGACACAACCUCAGGACUGAGGCAUUUUGAGCUCAAUCUGAGGAUAACCCAUUUCUAAGGUGUUCCAUAAGUCGCCUGCAUUACUCGUCACCUGAGAGGAACACUUACUUUCUUAGGUAACUAGUCUUUCAGUGACAGUACUGCAGAUAUAAAGUUGUUAUAGCAGUCAUGAUUUAACCUCGCCCAUAUGAGGAUUUAGUAUGAUUGUGAUCACACUUGUUAAAAACCAAUUCUUGAAUGUUGUUGGUAAGGCCAGCGUUUGUUGCCUAGCUCUCAUUGCCCUCGAAUUCAGGGGCUUGUUUUGCCAAUUCAGAGAUCAGAUUGAAGUCGACCACAUUGCCUUGGGUCUGCAAUGUUGGUCUUAAUCCACCAUUUUGUGACAGAUGAAGUCUGAAUUAAUCAGUAAAGUGAUCUAAUAAUAAUUGUGGUGUGCUACAAUUUUUGCAGUACAAACCUGUAAAUUUAAAGGAACAGAGCAACAUAAUUGUUUAGGCAAUAUUUGUUGAGCGGAUUAAUCAAAUACAACCAUUAUCAGAUUAUAAAAAUAUAAUAGUGCUCUUUGUUCUUUCAGUGUGGAUAAACAUCACAAUAAAUGAAUUUUUAUUUUCUA